CCCCAAUCCGGAAGUGACGUCAUGUUUGAGGCUAACGUACCCACAUGCUGUUUCUUCCACAUGAUUUUCUUCAUAUCGGAGCCGUUUCUGUGAAGGAUUUUGUGACAUGAUAUCAGGAGGAGCCCUGCGGCGAUUUUAAGUGUAGAAGAUGCUGAGUGACUGUGAAGCUGCAGAGCUGCUGUCCUUCCUGACCCCCAGCACCAGGCCUGAUGUGAAGGGAAAGGCUACAGAGUACAUCCUGGGACUGUCUGGGAACAGAGAUGGCUGCCGCUUCCUCUGCUCUAAAGCCGACCUCAUCGCUGCUCUUCUUGCAUUGACCUCUGACCCCUCUGUGGCCAUAGUUAAGGACUGUUACCACAUCCUGAUCAACCUGUCUGCUGAUGAGACUCUGCACCAGGUUCUGGUCUCUAAGGUGAAAAUUCUUCCAGUGCUUUUAAAGAACCUGCAGGAUCCAGAUUAUCUGUUCUCUGAUCACAUUUCCACCAUCCUGUCCAACCUGAGCCGCCAUGAGAAGACCUGCAGAACCGUGUUCGAGGUCCUGCAGGAGGAGGUUGGUUUGGCCAAACUGGUGGAAAUCUUCUGCAACGAAAGCUACAACAAAAAGGCCAAGCUGCACUACAUGGGCCCCCUGCUGUCCAACCUGACCCAGCUUCCUGAGGCCAGGAGCUACAUGAUGGACCAGGACAGGUGUGUGAUCCAGAGAUUGUUGCCCUUCACUCACUACGAGGGGUCGUUGGUGCGGAGGGGCGGAGUCAUCGGCACGCUGCGGAACUGCUGCUUCGAGCACGCUCACCAUGAGUGGUUGCUGAGCGACGCUGUGGACAUCCUGCCGUUCCUGCUGCUGCCGCUGGCCGGUCCGGAGGAGCUGACGGAGGAGGAGAAUGAAGGUCUGCCGGUGGACCUGCAGUAUCUCCCAGAGGACAAGAAGCGAGAGGAGGACCCAGACAUCAGGAAGAUGCUGCUGGAAACGCUGCUGCUGCUGACGGCGACCAAAGCUGGCCGGCAGACGCUCAAACAGAAGAACGUUUAUCCCAUCCUGAGGGAGUUCCACCGUUGGGAAAAGGACGUUUACGUGGCGGCCGCCUGCGAGAAGCUCAUCCAGGUGUUGAUCGGUGACGAGCCGGAGCAGGGCAUGGAGAACCUGAUGGAGGUGGAGAUCCCGCAGGACGUGGAGGAGAAGCUGAAGGAGGCUGACGCCAAGGAGCAGGAGGAGCUGGAAAGAGAGGAGAGGAUGAGACGAGAAGAGGAGGAGAAGGAGAAACGUGACGCUGAAGGAACAGAUCUAGAAAAAUAGAGUGGACUCUAAGAAUGAUCCAGGCUCUAUCAUUCAUUCAUUUAUUUAUUAAUACACAUAUACAGCUCAAUGACUUAUAGCAGAGGUCUUCAACAGGGUUCCACGACCCCUAGGGGUUCCACAGAGGUACUGCAUGGGGGUAGCAAAAGUUUUUUGGGUGAUUAGACUAUUUUUUUUAUAUUCCUCCCUGCAAUU
This is a messenger RNA of Cyprinodon tularosa, 1489 nucleotides long. RefSeq names its product HGH1 homolog (S. cerevisiae) (gene hgh1). The transcript has 10 exons. The record is from RefSeq and is a predicted model, not a curated record. Bases 149 to 1294 code for a protein of 381 amino acids. Lineage: Eukaryota; Metazoa; Chordata; Actinopteri; Cyprinodontiformes; Cyprinodontidae.